This is a messenger RNA of Onychostoma macrolepis, 6424 nucleotides long. Its product is annotated as transcription factor 4-like. Lineage: Eukaryota; Metazoa; Chordata; Actinopteri; Cypriniformes; Cyprinidae. Gene Ontology annotation, cellular component: transcription regulator complex. The record is from RefSeq and is a predicted model, not a curated record. Bases 499 to 2598 code for a protein of 699 amino acids. The transcript is spliced from 20 exons. Gene Ontology annotation, molecular function: DNA-binding transcription factor activity, RNA polymerase II-specific; RNA polymerase II cis-regulatory region sequence-specific DNA binding; protein dimerization activity. Gene Ontology annotation, biological process: regulation of transcription by RNA polymerase II.
UGCUUUUCCUCGCGCGCCGUGUCUGUUCGGAGCGCUCCUGCAGUAGAUGGCUGUAAGCGCACACUGAUCCGGAGGAACGCUACUUCACCGUUCUGUCAAUAAAACACUCCAGGAGCCGAGAGAAACGCAUCACAGGCUGAUCUGCGUGUUUAUUUAAUCCACGUUCUCCCUCCGUUAGCGAGCGCGUGUCUCGGUUGGGAUUGUUGAAGCCAGAGGGACACUUGGAGAGACUUUGUUCGCGAUCGCGCCACUGGACACCUGCGCGUCCGCUUCACCUUGUGGCAAAAUGUUGCUCUGAACCACAGUGUCUUUUUCACGCAGAGUGGAUUUUUUGGGGCUCGAUCGUUCCGUGGGUCCGUGUGUGUGUGUGUGUGCGUGCGUGCGUACGCGCGCGCGUGUGUGUGUGUGUUUCUGAAGAUCAGACACGCUCCUCCUGAUCGGGUGUUUUCUCAUUGCGAUCUGUUUCCAUGUUUUUAGGUUUAUGUGAUAUUUCUAAAAAUGCAUCAUCAUCAUCAUCAUCACCAUCAUCAUCAUCAGAGAAUGGCCGCGUUAGGGACGGAUAAAGAACUGAGCGAUUUGCUGGAUUUCAGCGCGAUGCGAAACAGCGAUUUGAAAAUGUUCCCCACAUCAAUGAUGUUUUCCCCUCCUGUCAGCAGCGGGAAGAACGGACCGACGUCUCUGGGAAGCGGACAUUUCUCUGGCUCAAAUCUGGAAGACAGAGCGAGUUCGUCUUGGGGAAAUGGAGUUCGUGCAACUAAGAAUUACGCCGACGGCUCUCAGUACGGUCACAUGGCCAGUCAAGACAUGGGGUCACAUGACAGCAUCUCUCCGCCGUACACCAACUCCAGAUUAGCAGGUAAAACAGAGCGAGCAUCGUAUUCUUACGGACGGGACUCCAACAUUCACGGCUGUCAGUCGAGUCUCAUGGGAGGCGAGGUGGGGAUGGUCAGUCCGGAGACGGUGUCUCCCACCAAACUGGGCUCACAGUAUUACCAGCAUUACGCAGGAAACCCGCGCCGACGACCCCUUCACAGCGACUCCAUGGAAGUCCAGACGAAGAAGGUUCGGAAAGUUCCUCCCGGAUUGCCCUCAUCAGUUUACGCACCAUCCGCCAGCACUGCCGAUUACAACCGGGACUCACCAGGUUACCCGUCCUCUAAAGCACCGGGCAGCAGCUUUCCCAGUUCCUUCUUUAUGCCAGACGGUCAUCACAGUACAGACCCAUGGAGCUCGUCUGGCAGUAUGAAUCAGCCUGGAUACAACAGCAUGCUGGGAAACUCCACACACAGCGCUCAGAGCAGCAGCUACUGUGGCCUGCAUCCGCACGACAGACUCAGUUACCCGUCGCACUCGUCAGCUGAGAUUAACCCCAGUCUUCCUCCCAUGUCCAGUUUCCAUCGCAGCGGCGGGACGAAUCACUACAGCACAGCAUCCUGCUCCGCCACCACCAACGGGACAGACAGCGUCAUGGCGAAUCGAGCGCCGAGCGGAGCGGCCAGCAGCUCGCAGACGGGAGAUGCGUUAGGAAAGGCUCUGGCUUCAAUCUAUUCCCCCGAUCACACCAAUAACAGCUUCUCAUCCAACCCGUCCACUCCUGUGGGAUCUCCUCCCUCGCUCACAGCUGCCAGUACGGCCGUCUGGUCCAGAAACGGUCAGGGAGCCUCGUCCCCGAGUUACGAGCCGCCGCUGCACUCGCUGCAGAGUCGUAUCGAGGACAGGCUGGAGCGGCUGGACGAUGCCAUCCAUGUGUUGCGCAGUCACGCGGUCGGUCCGUCCACAGCGAUGCCCGGCACUCACGCAGACAUGCACGGACUGAUCACUCCGUCUCACUCUCACAACGGAGCCAUGGGCGGCCUGAAUGCCGGAUACAGCGGCGGACUGCUGCCCUCCAACAGACACUCGCUCAUGGUGGGCGGCCAUCGCGAGGACGGUUUGAGGAGCGGUCACUCCAUCGUGGCCAAUCAGGUGUCAGUACCGCAGCUUCCUGUGCAGUCGGCCACUUCCCCCGACCUCAGCCAAUCCGAUCCGUACAGGGCGCUCUCCGGCGGUCUGCAGGGUCAGAGCACCUCGUCUGUGAGCUCAGAGAUCAAAUCUGAAGACGAGGGAGAUGAAAACCUGCAGGACGGCAAAUCUCUGGACUCCAAGAAGGAGGACAUGGACGGCAAGGAUCUGAAAGCUAUAGAGAGCAACAACGACGACGAGGACCUGACCCCGGAGCAGAAGCUGGAGCGGGAGAAGGAGCGGCGCAUGGCUAAUAACGCGCGGGAGCGUCUGCGAGUUCGCGACAUCAACGAAGCCUUCAAAGAGCUGGGCCGCAUGGUGCAGCUGCACCUGAAGAGCGACAAACCCCAGACCAAACUGCUCAUCCUGCACCAGGCCGUCGCUGUCAUCCUCAGCCUGGAGCAGCAGGUCCGAGAGCGCAAUCUCAACCCAAAGGCGGCGUGUCUGAAGAGACGGGAAGAGGAGAAGGUGUCGUCGGAGGGUGCUCCUCUCUCAUUGGCCGGCGGUCACCACAGCAUGGGCGAGGCGUCCAAUCCCAUGGGACAAAUGUCGAAGCUGCCAGAAUUCAUCAAAAUGAUGAGCGAUCACUUUCUUUGACAGCGUCAUUUCUGCCCCGACCGUCAGUCAAACAAUCAAUCAAUCGAACGAACGAACGAACGAACGAACAAACUUCCAUCCGACCGACCGACCAACUCCUGCGUGUUCCCGUUCCUGACUGCGUCUGUGAGGAUUUCUCCUGUAAAUUAGGGAGCGGCGCCGGAUUCGUUGUGCAUAUCUUCCUCCAAGCAUUCCCUGUUGCAAAAGAAGACGUUUUUAUGUACGAACACACACAAAAACAAAAAGACCGACGGGCGAUUCUUCAAACAUAUCAUGAUGUUGUGGAGGUGUGGAGAGCAGCCGUCUGAUUUCAAUGGCAAUCCUGUCCACACUGUGGAACUUUUGUAGCUGUGCCUCACGGAACUCCUUUACGGAAAAAUAGAAUUAGGAAAUUCCCAAUCAGUCGGGACGAGAGGAGCUGUCAAUCAAACGACCCAGACGGGAUUCGGCUGUAGAAUUUGACAAAACCCUUCAAACCUUUGCAAUAAUGUUGUUUUAGUUCCUUUGAAACCAGCAGAUCUUGACCGUUCUGGAACCGCUUUGGGCUCGUUUCGCGAACUUUUUUGCGGAUCACCUACCGAAGUCAUUUCUCUCCGUUUAUUCGUUUGUUUCUAGCCAUCGACUCUCCCGAAGCCCUCCCGGACCCCGAAGAUGCAAUUUUAACAUGUCGAAACUUCAACCAACGUGCCUUUUAGAGCUCAUAUCAUCACACAACUGGAGGAGAACAUUAUCUAGGAUGCAAGCGUAUAGGAAACGUUAGUCAUUAGGUCUAUGCAGUCAGGUUUUUUACGACCUGGAGUUUAAAAAAAAAAAAAGUAAAAAGGUAAAAAAAGUAUUUUUUGGAUAAACUGUAUUUAAUGUACUGUACGGCUAUAUGUAAUUAGAAGGUGUGUCCAGCCCCGUGUGGCCCCGCCCACCUGUCACCAUCGUUAUUGAGCAUUGUAUUAUAGAUAUCCGCUUUUACGAAUACAGGCUUGUUGUUGAGCCGCUGUAGUACAAAUGUGUGGUUGUACGUGUAAAAUGGCUUUUUCUCUUUUUUUAUCUCUCUAUUCUUCGUCUGUACUGGUUUCUCUGUCAAAAAAAAUGGAAAAAAAUGGACGGGAGGCACUGAAAGUGGACACAAAUCUAUUAGAAAAUCAAUAUAUAUAAAUGUAGAAAUAUAUACAGUAUAUAAAGAGACGGAAAGGAGUUUCACGAGGAGCGUUUUUCAUUCUGUAAAGCUGAGCGGAGACGUCCCCAACGCCAUCCGCUCCAAGAGACGUGACUCUAUUUGUCAUAAUGUCGCCGCGAACGUAACGGCGGCGAACGACGCUCUCGCGAAACCGCCGAAGAAUCGGCCGGCGAAGGGAAACACACACGGACAUUUGUAAAUUGUAUGCAACAAAUGCAAACGUACCAUUAUUUUGAAAUUGUGUAUGUAAAAGUUAUAUUUUUACAUGUAGGCUGUUGUUAUUUUGUGUUUAGAAAUGCGUUGUAUCAGUUCUUCUCUUUUGUUUUUUCAAAAAAAUACUUCAUUGUGUGUUGAAACGUGUCACAUUGAAAAUGUAGUGAGAACAAAAGCAAAAAAAAAAAAGUAUGUUUAUAUUUGCGGGAACAUUUUUUCUUUUCUAUAACGGUGGGUGGUGGGGGUCGGGAAUCAAAGCUAUACGAUUACUCUCUCAUCCUCUUUCAUCAUUACAUUGUCAUUUUUAAUUGAGUAUUUUUUGUGUAAAUAGACGCGGGUCGACGACCCGCCGUUGAUCAUGUGGCCUGGUGAGGACGUGAUUGAUUAGCGUUAACAUGUGUCAACAAUCAGACCUUAAUUUACAUUCUCACUUUUGUAAAGAGACAUCGCUGAAAGAAUCGAAAGGACGACUCGGAUGUGUUGCGCAUUUGCCACCGGCCCUCAUACGCAAAAUUUAGGCCUGAAUUUGAAGUUGCAGAUCAAAUUUGGACGACACAGUUUUAACACAAUAAACUUAAUGUGGUGCAUAUUUGUCAUACAUAAAUGAGACAAAACUGAAUGCUUUAUACAGUAUAUUUAUCAUCAAUAAACCCAAUUUAUUCCACCACAGAAAUAAAAAAUAAAGGAAAUUGCGACUUUCUGUCUUACAAUUUGGACUUUUUUCUCACAAUUCUCCAUUUGUAUCUCGAAAUUCCGGCUUUUUUCUUGCAAUUCUGACACAAUUCUGCAGUUUUUUGUUAAUAUCUCAAAAUUCUGACAUUUUUCUCAGAAAUCUUCAUUUGUAUCUCAAAAUUCUGUAUUUUUCUCUGAAUUCUUUUUGUUUGUUUGUUUCCGCCAUGAAAUAAAACAUAAAAAUUCAGAUUUUUUCAUAGAACUGUUGGGAAAAAAAGAUAUAAACUGAGAAUUGUGACUUUUUCUCGAAUAUCAGCUUUUAUCUUUCAAUUCGGACAAUUUUUUCACAAUUCUGUGUUUGUAGCUCGCAAUUCAAUUCUUUUUUUCAUCGGAAUUCUGCAUUUGUAUCUCUAAUUUCUGAUUUUUUUCUCUGAAUUCUUUUCGUUUGUUUGUUUCCGCCAUGGAAUAAAAAAUAAAUAAAGGAAAUUGCGACUUUCUGUCUUACAAUUUGGACUUUUUUCUCACAAUUCGCCAUUUGUAUCUCAAAAUUCUGGCUUUUUUCUUGCAAUUCUGACAAAAUUCUGCAGUUUUGUGUUAAUAUCUCAAAAUUCUGACAUUUUUCUCAGAAAUCUUAAUUUGUAUCUCAAAAUUCUGAAUUUUUCUCUGAAUUCUUUUUGUUUGUUUGUUUCCGCCAUGAAAUAAAACAUAAAAAUUCAGAUUUUUUCAUAGAAUUGUUGGAAAAAAAAGAUAUAAACUGAGAAUUGUGACUUUUUCUCAAAUAUCAGCUUUUAUAUCUUUCAAUUCUGACUAUUUUUUCACAAUUCUCGCAAUUCAGUUCUUUUUUUUCAUCGGAAUUCUGCAUUUGUAUCUCUAAAUUCUGAUUUUUUUCUCUGAAUUCUUUUCGUUUGUUUGUUUCCGCCAUGGAAUAAAAAAAAAAAAAGGUAAUUGUGACUUUUUAUCUCGGAAUUGCAAGAAAAAAUCUGAAUUUUGUGAUAAAAUUCUUUUUAUCCUUGAAAUAAGCUUCCAUAUAAUUCUGUUUGUUCCACAGUAGCCAUAUUUUAUAUAUUAACUAAACAAAUUGAAUUGUUUUCGCAAUGAACAGAUUUAUGCUGAUUUUAAUCAAUGUGAAUAAAUGCAUUUUAUUUAUUUAUCGAUGUCAUUAUUUUUUGUACAGUAUGUUUUAAAAAUAGUAUGACUGACAGAGAUGCAUCACAUUUUGUUUAUGUGCUAAAACUCUCAAUCCAAAUUUUAUAUAGCAUAAAUCAUAAAUUAAGGCCUAAAUAUGUUUGUUUUUUUUAAUGCAGAAUCGCAACAUGCACAAUGUCAUGGGUUUUUCUACUUGAUUUGCAGGUUCAAAUGAUUGCCGAAAACACUCCAGCAAAAGCCUAGUAUUGAAAAGUGUGGUACAUCUGUACUUUUGCAUUGCUUCAGACAUGCUAGUGUUCUUGUCCUUCAGUAAAUUUUGAACAUCUGAAGUUGUAUUUUGCCAGUGCUAAAGAUGUUUGACUAAUUCUGUCCUUGUGCCACAUCAUGUUGUUGUAGCCAAUUGAAUUAUAUGAUUGCAGUGGAAAAGAUGAUGUUUUCCUCUUGGUUGUUCAUAAUGUACAUACUUGUUCUUGCUUUUAUGAACUGAUUUUUUUUAGUCCAAUGCAGAACUGAACUGUAAGCGAUCUUUUCCAUCCUCAGAAAGCAAACCUGGGCAGUGUCAUCUCUGUUUAUUUAAGUGCUCCUCACGUGGAGGAUUGUGAGAUAAAGAUUAUUUGACGCAAA